This is a messenger RNA of Cygnus atratus (black swan), 1474 nucleotides long. It is a transcript of the gene SMN1, whose product is annotated as survival of motor neuron 1, telomeric. The coding region runs from base 73 to 867 and encodes 264 amino acids. The record is from RefSeq and is a predicted model, not a curated record. Gene Ontology annotation, cellular component: nucleus; cytoplasm. NCBI's taxonomy places the organism in Eukaryota, Metazoa, Chordata, Aves, Anseriformes, Anatidae. Gene Ontology annotation, biological process: mRNA processing. The transcript is spliced from 9 exons. Gene Ontology annotation, molecular function: RNA binding.
UGGCCUCAGGGUGCCGGAGAGGUUCCCCACGGCGCGUGCGCAGUGCGCGUCGUCGCGGUGCGGAGGGAGGCCAUGUCGGAGCGCGUGCUGUUCCGGCGCGGUGCCGGGCAGAGCGACGACUCGGACGUAUGGGACGACACGGCCCUCAUCAAGGCGUACGACAAGGCGGUGGCCUCCUUCAAGAACGCCCUGAAGAAUGGGGAGUGCUCCGAGCCCUCGGACAAGCAGGAGCAGCGCUUGGGGAUGAAGAGGAAGAACAACAAGAAGAACAGAAACAGAAAGAAGAGCAACGCGGCGCCGGUGAAACAGUGGAAAGUUGGUGACAGCUGUAAUGCUGUUUGGACUGAGGAUGGUAAUGUGUACCUAGCAACUAUUGUUUCCAUAAAUCAGAAGAGGGGCACGUGUGUUGUUACUUACGAUGGAUAUGGAAAUAAGGAGGAGCAGAACCUGUCUGAUCUACUUCCUCCAGCCAAUGAUGAAACAAAUGAAAACGAGACUCCAUAUUCAACAGAUGAAAGUGAAAAAUCUUUCCAGUCACCUCAAAACAAAAACAACUGUACAAAGGCAAGAUUCUCUCCCCAGAACUUCCGUUUUCCCAUACCACCAGCAGCCCCGGGCUUCGGAAGGUCUGGAUCAAAAUUAAGAACACCUCCACCGUUCUUAUCUUGCUGGCCUCCACCCUUUCCAGCAGGACCACCGCUGAUUCCUCCUCCACCACCUAUGGGGCCAGAUUCUCCUGAGGAUGAUGAAGCGUUGGGAAGCAUGUUGAUAGCCUGGUACAUGAGUGGUUAUCACACUGGCUAUUACCUGGGUUUAAAACAGAGUCGAAUGGAAGCAGCCCUGGAGAGAGAAUCCUAUCCAAAAUAACUAAAUAUCCAUCACUGUUUUGAAUGAUUCCAGGUACAAAUGUUUCUCACAGAGGUGUGUAUCACUUUGUGCAUUGGUUGAUGGUGAAGACCAGAAUUUUAUCAAGACAAUUAAUCUGAAUGGUUUCUUAAUAAUGAGCUGCCCCUGGUAACAAGUAGACAAAUUACUUGAAACUACUAGUUAUAUGUGCAUUGUCAUGAAGACACGCAGGCAAAUGCAUUUAGAAAGCAGUGCAGCAAUGAAGUGCUUUGGCUUUUUUUUUUUUUUACAUUCUUGAAACACAAUUUUAAGUCUAAUAAGAAUUGGGAAAAAAAAACACUUGAUAGAUUUAAUUUAUCCUUUAUUUUAAUGUGUCUUGUAUUCCUUUGACUUUUUACCUGACUGACAACACGUGAACUAGCAAUUACAGUAUUUUCUGUUUAUGGCAGCAAUUUAUGUUACAGUGGCCACUGGUGGCAAUGACCUGAAAAAUGAUAGACUGCCAUAUUUAAAAAGAUACCUUAUUUUACAGGUCUGAUUAGAAUCCCGAGUAUGGCAGCUGAAUUCAGAAAGGCUCGUUUUUUGUUUCACAUGCUUGUUAAUAAAGUUCUACUUUUCAAACUUUUAA